Piliocolobus tephrosceles (Ugandan red Colobus) is the source of this 1239-nucleotide messenger RNA. RefSeq names its product CMP-N-acetylneuraminate-beta-galactosamide-alpha-2,3-sialyltransferase 4-like. The record is from RefSeq and is a predicted model, not a curated record. NCBI's taxonomy places the organism in Eukaryota, Metazoa, Chordata, Mammalia, Primates, Cercopithecidae. The transcript is spliced from 8 exons. Gene Ontology annotation, biological process: glycolipid biosynthetic process. Gene Ontology annotation, molecular function: beta-D-galactosyl-(1->3)-N-acetyl-beta-D-galactosaminide alpha-2,3- sialyltransferase activity; beta-galactoside (CMP) alpha-2,3-sialyltransferase activity. The coding region runs from base 364 to 1224 and encodes 286 amino acids.
GGACAGUGAGAAGAACCACGCAUAGAGGCUGCAGUAGGCCAGCCUGGCUUGGGACCAAGUCUGUGAGGGCUGGACCCUCGGUUUUCCCUUCCAUGGCAGGACUCACCUGGAUCCCUGAUGCCACCCUUGGAGGAGUUAGGCGGAAUCCUGGAUGAGAAAGGUCACCCUCAGGAUGACUGCCCCAGGGAACGGCUUCCUGCUUUCUGGAGGAAGGGAGGGGUGGACAGUAGGUGUGUCCUGCUCCGGUGUCUGGGCAGGAGAGUUUGUGAAGCCGACCAGACACCUGUGACUCCUAUUUCCUAGGUGGCCCGAGGCAGCCGCAAUGACAGGUCUCGCCAGAAAUCCUGCUGCCUGCUGAGAAUCAUGGUCAGCAAGUCCCGCUGGAAACUCCUGGCCAUGUUGGCUCUGGUCCUGGUCGUCAUGGUGUUGUAUUCCAUCUCCCGGGAAGAGAGGUACAUCGAGCUUUUUUAUUUUCCCAUCCCAGAGAAGAAGGAGCCGUGCCUCCAGGGUGAGGCAGAGAGGAAGGCCUCUAAGCUCUUUGGCAACUACUCCCGGGAUCAGCCCAUCUUCCUGCAGCUUAAGGAUUAUUUCUGGGUCAAGACGCCAUCUGCUUACAAGCUGCCCUAUGGGACCAAGGGGACUGAGGACCUGCUCCUCCGGGUGCUAGCCAUCACCAGUUCCUCUAUCCCCGAGAACAUCCAGAGCCUCAGGUGCCGCCGCUGCGUGGUCGUGGGGAACGGGCACCGGCUGCGGAACAGCUCACUAGGAGAUGCCAUCAACAAGUACGAUGUGGUCAUCAGAUUGAACAAUGCCCCAGUGGCUGGCUAUGAGGGUGACGUGGGCUCCAAGACCACCAUGCGUCUCUUCUACCCUGAAUCUGCCCACUUCGACCCCAAAGUAGAAAACAACCCAGACACACUCCUCGUCCUGGUGGCUUUCAAGGCAAUGGACUUCCACUGGAUUGAGACCAUCCUGAGUGAUAAGAAGCGGGUGCGAAAGGGUUUCUGGAAACAGCCUCCCCUCAUCUGGGAUGUCAACCCUAAACAGAUUCGGAUUCUCAACCCCUUCUUCAUGGAGAUUGCAGCUGACAAACUGCUGAGCCUGCCAAUGCAACAGCCACGGAAGCAGGUGAUGCUGGGAAGUCGGGUCCGAAGGCUAGGGUCCUGGGUGGGAUGUAGGAGGGACAUUCCUAUGGGCUUAGGAAGCCGUGGAAGGACCCCAUAACAGAGGCAGUGGUUU